This is a messenger RNA of Anguilla rostrata (American eel), 5645 nucleotides long. It is a transcript of the gene skic3, whose product is annotated as SKI3 subunit of superkiller complex. The record is from RefSeq and is a predicted model, not a curated record. NCBI's taxonomy places the organism in Eukaryota, Metazoa, Chordata, Actinopteri, Anguilliformes, Anguillidae. Gene Ontology annotation, molecular function: protein binding. Bases 367 to 5067 code for a protein of 1566 amino acids. The transcript is spliced from 41 exons. Gene Ontology annotation, cellular component: Ski complex.
AGUUUGCUUUCGUGUCAUGUUACUGAGAUUGUGGGUUGUUGCCGUUACUCAUGGGUAGAGAAAACCAGUCUUUAAUCAUUAGAAAGUGUAUUACAUUUCUUUAUUUGUAUUAUUUAGGCUGGAUAAUACAGAGUAAACAUCAGUGGUUUUUAUUUUUUAUCAAAUUAUUUUUUACCGGUUGAGGGCAGCACGAACCGUUUAGUCCAAUAUAGCCACGAUAGACGCAAGAAGAACAGAAGAAGAAAGAUUGUGGGUGCUACUGCUGAGCAUGAUGGGAUUGAGUGGUGGCAGUAGCUCAGGAGUCUGUCCGCUUAUCUGACUUUUGUGUUAUCUGGUGAAGGCAUACUAGUUUUCAAAUGAACAGAGAUGGCGAGCAAAGAAGUUAAGUCUGCGUUGAAAAACGCCAGGGAAGCCAUCAAAAACAAAGAGUACAAAGAAGCCUUAAAGCAUUGCAAGGCAGUGCUGAAGCUGGAGAAGAGUAAUUACAAUGCCUGGGUUUUCAUUGGCUUGGCGGCGAGCGAGCUGGAGCAGCCGGACCAGGCCCAGUCAGCCUACAGGAAGGCCUGCGACCUGGAGCCCGAACAGCUGCUGGCCUGGCAGGGGUUAGCAAAUCUGUUUGAAAAGAGCACCCAGACAGAUUUCAAAGCUGAACUUCCGAGGGUCUACCAGAAACUCAUAACGCUGUAUGAAAGUUCGGACAAGGUGAAAUGUUAUGAAGUGGGAAAGAAGCUGGUCGAAAUUUAUCACACAGAGAAGAAUCAUUUGCAGGUGGCGAGAUUGUGGUGUAGGCUGAUUCAGCUGAAGGAGGAUGCGGAGGAGGGGGUUGUGGGGAGGGCGGGGCUGCUGAAGCUGUGGCAGGAGAUGACCCAGCUAUUGGCUGACAGCGUGGAGGAGCAGGAUAACGAGACCCAGCAGCAUUUAAUAAACGCUUUUGAGAAGGCCAUGUCCCUCAUGGACAAUAUACCCUCAGAGGACCACAAGAAGCUCUCAGCCAAUUACAUUACAUGCUUAUCAAAACUCCCACACGAGGAGGUGAAGAUGAAGGAGGCCUGUGAGGCCAUGCUGUCCCUCUACCCCACGCACGCCUUCCCCCUGGAGGUGCUCGGCACGCACUACCUCCGCUCUGGCGUCUGCAGCGAGGAGGCCGGCGGCUGCUUCGCGCGGCUCCUGGAGCUGGACGCGGACAGCGGGCUGGCCCACAUCGGCCUGGGGGCCAAGGCGUUGGAGGAGGGGAGGUACGAGGAGGCCGUGAGGAGCCUGGCCGCGGGUCUGAAACGCGCGCGGUCCUGUUCGGUGGGGUGGCUCAGGCUGGCCCAGGCCCAGCUGAAACUGCACAGAUACGCCGCCAGCGCCGUCUCCUGCAGACAGGGACUGAAGGUGUUGGACGGGGACGCCGGAGGGGCGGAGUCGAGGAGGAGGCUGCUGCGGAUGAAGGCGGAGGCGUUGGUGAGAGCCGGGGGAGAGCAGAACGCGGACGAGGCCCUGGAGGCGCUCGCGCAGCUGGACGAUGCUGAUAAUGACCCUGAUCUGGUGUCCUUAAGAGGAAGGGCUUAUCUGCAGAAGGGGCUCGUUGACAAAGCUCUUCAGGUGUCCUCGGAGCUCCCCCCGGAGGCCCACCCGGGACAGGCGGAGGUCCUGGUCCUGAGGGGACUGGCUCAGCUCGCGCGGGACGAGCUCCGGGAGGCCGAGGAGAGCUUCCUGAAAGCCCUGGAGCUCAAGCCAAGUUCGGGGGAGUGCCUCUUUCUGCUGGGACGGCUGUACUGGGACAUGGGGGAGGAGACGCGCCGGGACAAGGGCAAGGCUCACAUCCACCUUAUGAAGGCCGCCAAGCUGGACCCGCACUUGGGCGUGACGUUCCGGUACCUGGGGCACUACUACAGGGACGUGGCGCGGGACCCGGGGCGGGCCAGGGGCUGCUACAAGCGGGCGUUUGAGCUGGACGCCAGCGAGGCCGAGGCCGGAGCCGCCGCCGUGGACCUCAGCAUGGAGCUGGGAGACAUGGACUCUGCCCUGGCCAUCCUGACUGCGGUGACGGAGGAGGCCACGCCGGGCUCGGCUAAGUGGGCCUGGAUGAGGCGUGGUCUGUACCACCUGAAGAUCGACCAGCCCCCGCAUGCCAUCGAUGACUUGCAGGCAGCGCUCAGGGCCGACCCCCAGGACUGGGUGUGCUGGGAGUGUCUGGGAGAGGCCUACCUGAAGAGGCGGUGCUUCACGUCCGCGCUCAAGGCCUUCGACAAGGCCCGCCAGCUCAACCCCGCCUCCAUCUACAGCCUGUACCAGAUGGCGGCCAUCAAGCAGGUCCUGGGGAAGUUCACGGAGGCCGUCCCAGAGUACAUGCAGAUCAUCAGCCAGGAGGAAUACGUCCCUGCGCUGAAAGGUCUAGGAGAGUGCCAUCUGGCCUUGGCCCAAGGGGCGAUGGCAGACUACCUGGACGGCCGAGCGGUCGACCUCAUUCAGCUGGCUGUGGAGUUCCUCUUCAGGGCUCUGCAGCUGCGCCCGGACCUGUGCUGCUUGUGGAAGCUCCUGGGGGACGUGUGCACCGCGGCCCACGCCGUGUCUCCCGGCCGGGCCAGGGUUCUGGUGCCGGGCCCGCUGGCCGGGAUGGACCCGGCUGACCAGAAGCACACCCUGGACCAGACCCAGGUCCUCAAGCUCGGGGAAAGGUGCUACGGCCGCGCACUGAAGCUCAUGUCCGAAGCCCCUAAUCUCUGGCACGACCUCGGCCUCAACUACUACCACCAGGCCCGGCGCCUGGUUGGCCAGGAGGAGGAGAGGGGGGCGUGCCUGGAUAAAUCUCUGCAGUGCAUUAAGAAGGCUGUGAUGCUGGACAGCACCAAACACAGCUACUGGAACGCCCUGGGCGUGGUGGCCAUGAGCACAGGCAUUGAAAACUUUGCUCUCGCUCAGCACUCCUUUAUUAAGUCUUUGAACAUGGAAGCCAAUAAUGUUGUAGCUUGGACAAACCUGGGAGCACUGUAUCUGAAGACGGAAAAUAUUGAGCUCUCUCACGAAGCAUUCAAGAUUGCCCAAUCACUGGAGCCGCUGUACGUCAAUUGCUGGAUUGGACAGGCUCUGAUAGCGGAAGCGGUGGGGAGCUACGACACCAUGGAUCUGUACAGGCACACCACGGAGCUGAGCACCCACACGGAGGGCGUAAAAGGCUAUGCGUUCUGGGUGUGCUCCACGCUGUUGGAUAAGACCAACAGGGAGUCUGAGCUGUAUCGGUACAACAUCGUCCAGAUGAACGCGGUGUCUGCUGCUCAGGUGGCCUUGUGCAAGUACGCGGAGAGAAUCCAAACAGAUUCCAGCGCCUUCACCAUGCUGGGGUACCUGAACGAGCACCUGAACCUGAAAAACCAAGCCGUUUGGGCCUACCUGAGAGCCGUGGAGUUGCUGCAGCCUGCGGGGCCCUCAGAAGAGCUGAGCUUCGCCCUGAGGAACUACGGCCGCGCCCUUUGCAACACAGGCCAAUGGGAGCAGGCGGUGCGCAUUUACUCCUCCACGCCACAGGAGGAGCUGUAUGACAUCACAGGGCUGGCGCUGGCCUACUUUAGAGCCGGACUCCUGCAGGACAGCGUGAGCGCCUAUGAGAAGGCUCUGGCCGUGGCCUCCAGUGAGAAAGAGAGAGCCUACAUCCUCACUGCCCUGGCCCUGCUUCAGCACAGGAUAGGCAACAUGGACGCUGCCAAAACGCUGCUCUUCAAAUGCUCGGUGCUGAAGGAGCCCAUCGCGGAGAGCCUGCUGUCGCUGUGCGCCCUGGGCCUGGUGCGCGGGGACGCCACGCUGGCCAGCGCCGCCCUCGCCGAGCUGCUGAAGCAGGGCGGGGCCGCCGUGGAGGAGCGCUGCCUGCUCACCUGCGCCCUGCUGGCCCUGCAGGGGAACUACAGCGCCGUGCAGAGAGAGGCCGCCCGAGCCGUCCACAGUAACCCGGGCAACCCCUCCCUCUGGGCAUUGCUGUCACGACUGGUACCACGGUAUUACCCCAGGAAGGCUGCUGGUGGUGCGGUAGCUGGGAAUGUGGCCUGUCACUCCAGCAUGACUCUGGGAAAGAAGGCGCUGUUGUACAGCGGAGUGAACCAGCUGGCCCGUGGCAGACACUCUGGGGAGGACCCCCGCAGGAACGCUCUGAAGACCAUCCAGAGAGCUGCGCUGCUCUGCCCGGAUGACCCGGCGGUGUGGGCCGCCCUGAUGGCCGCCUGUCACACAGAGAACACCGCCUGCGUGCUCUCUGGCUCCGCCCCUCGCCGCCGGGGCCUGGAGGGCAUGCUCAUGAGCCGUGUGGCUGAGAAAGUGAAAGCUGUAGAGGCUGUGGAGAAGCCGCUGGGUCAGGCUCUGCAGAGCUGGGUUCUGCAGCAGGCUGUGAUCGCCCUCAAACAGGCUGGCCAGCACUCAGAGGCCGAGGCCCUCUGUACUCAGGCGCUGAGCGUUUCUCCGGAAGACCCCGCCGUGUUCCUGCUGCUGAGGCAGGUCCAGUGCGAGGCCCUCCUGCCGUCGGGCGCUGGCACCAGCCUGCCCGCCUCCGUCCUGGACCAGCUCAGCGCCGCCGUCCUGGCCAAUCACAGCUCGGUGUCCGCCUGGCACUGGAUGGCGGAGGUGUACCGGACGCAGGGCCUGCUGGUCCAGGCUGUGAUGGCCUACAGGCAGAGCCUCCAGCUGGCCUCCCAGCAGGGCCUGUUCAGCGGGAAGCUGUCCAGCCUGCUGCGGCUGGCGCUGCUGGCCCUCGGGCCCUGCAUGGCUAACGUCCCGGGCAGCGAGUGGAAGGACCUGGUUUUGGAGGCCACCACAGAGGCGCUGAAGCUGGGGCCCUGUCCCGUGGCCCAACUCCUGCAGGCCCUGUUGCAGUUCUCCCUAAAGAUGGGGGCCAGGGAAACUCGCCGUCUGUUGGAAAGGAUCGUCUACCCCUCCGGUCCCGGUUACCCGGAGACGGUGGCGUCGGUAGCGCGCUGGUACCUCCUUCGCCACCUCCACGCCAAGGACGACCUGGAGCUGAUGGACACCUUGCUGGACCAGGCCCGAGCCGUCAAGGACAAAAGACUCCUGGAGUUUCACGGGCGACUCUGCCCUUAACACUGCACCACAGCGGGAAGAUGCCGGGGAUGAUGACAUCAUCAACCGGGCGGCCAUUCGACAGCCAGCCUCGUGUGCGUGUGCGUCUGCCGCACUAAUGUCGGUGUUUAACCUUUUACGGCUGGGCGAGGGGAACCAUGUGCUGGCUGGAGCCGUCCGGAUGUGGGAAUGAGCACUUAUGAAACAAUGGAACAUUGUGGCGGUGGGUCCAGUUUGGAGAAGAUGGCCGAAAAUACUUGGAAUUCUUCUCUGUGGACAUCUUCAGAUGGCCUUAAUGCCUGAUAUGUUUUGUCUGCAGCUGAGCGCUUUCUCUCCUGUGCAAAAAGUGCUUCGUGCCUCAGAAACGCAAUCGCUCUCUGCUUAUUGCAAGAAAACAUUGCAGAAUGUUUACCAAAAAUGGGGUUUCGGGGGGGAUGGUGGGGUACAAGCAAUGGGUUUUAGAGUUAGGGAAUAAGUACUGCAGUACUGUAAUGGUUAAGUGGAACUCAUGUACCAUUGUGCUCUUCGUGGGUACUGCCUGAAAUGAGUUGAAUUGCAACGAUGUCAGUGAAAUUAAACCAAAACAAAGGGGAACAACA